AUGUCACAUUAUCUUCAAUACCAACAACACCAAUCUGAACAGCCUACAUUUCAACAGCAACAGCAGCUGCAUCCGCAACAGCUUCAAUUACAAGACCAGGCUCAACAGUCAAUGGCAUACUAUAGCCAUCUCCAAGUUCCAACCAUGUAUGGCAUGUCGCAUUGUCAGGGUUACCUUAACAAUAACCAUGAUGACAGCAACAUGCCAGUAUCAACCCAGCAGCAAGCCACGAACACGAAUAGCGAUAGUGACCAUUCUAGUCUAAUCAAUAUUCGACGUGAUUCGGGAAUCGCACAUUCAUCCCUGGAUGAUCUAUCUAUAGGAUCUGCGCCGAUCAAUUCUGCCAAUCAAAGCCCAGAAGGAGACCUCAAAGGGGGUGCAGCAUCAUCUUCAUUACCAUCAACUCAUCGUAGUAUCGAUAACAGCAAAAAUAACAACAGUACCAACAACAGCACUAGCCCCUCUUACCUCCUUCCUUCGCAGUCUACUUCUAUCUCUACUACUGACGUAGAAGGAUCAACACCCAUUGUCCCCUCCAUGUCCAACCGAAUGGAUUACAUGUUCAAUAACAUGUCACGUAUGCUUGUGGUCCAGCCACAGCAGCAGCGUCCUGUUACAAGCAUAACCACCACUACUACUGCUACCGGCCUUCAAGGCAGAACAACCCCAGCCUCCUCUUCUAAUCCAGACUCAUGGCCUUUCCCUCCUACCUCUCAAACGGCAACGGUAGCACAGACUACUGAGGGCAGCCCCAUGAGUGCGUUGUAUGAUAUUCAGCAGCAACCCAUGGCAGCUUCGCAGCAGCAAGCAAUCCCGCAACAGGGGUUGAUACCGUCUCUCCAGUAUGAUCCAAGAUAUGGUCAACCCCAGCGCUCACAACAGCAGCCCAGAUCCCCAGUACAUGUCAUGGCCGAGUCGCGAAUGGCUCAGCCAAGCACUCCCUUAUUCGAUGCUGGCUUUUCUAAACAGCCUUCUUUGCAAUGGGAGCAGUCUCCAUCGUUUGAGCCAGGUCAUCACCACUACUCAUCAUCUUCGGCCUCGGCGGUCGCCUCACCUUCCAUGACUGCUGCCAAUGAUAUUGUUCAGACAUGCCAGCAAGGGUAUUUUAACUAUUGCCCACCUUCAUGGGGCAGCAUGGUUUCCUCUCCGAUCGAAUCCAGCUCCUCUUCAGGCUCAUCGACGCCACUUUUUGCAUCACCACCUUUAUCCACAUAUGCUUAUUCGGAAUUGGCGGCCGCCUCUUGUGAUUCCUCUCGAGCUGCUUCGCCUUCGUUCCCACCUGUCACUGCUACCCUUACGACAGUGGCUUAUGAUGCUUACUUAUCCGAGCGCCGUACCAGACGGCUAGAGUCCGAUAAGAACAACUCAUCGAGUCUAACCAUCCGUUCUCGUAAAUCAUCUACGUCUUCCAACUCCUCUGUGGGCUCUCAGCCCUACCGACGCACUUCUAACCUUCGUGAGACCUCCAAUCAUAAUACUUUGCGCAUGGGCCCAAACACCUCAUCAUCGUCGACAUCUUCCUCGUCAUCAUCGCAUCAAUGUCCCAAAUGCGGACAGUGCUUUGCAGGCCUUGCUGUGUUGGCCCGUCAUAUUGAAUCGAUCCAUGACAAGUUGCUUUGGAACUGUGUGGGAUGCAAAUCCAAUCUUUCAAGGCGCGAUGCAGUGACGCGUCACAUUAAUCUAUCUCCUAUGGAUUCAAUCUGUCGCGCUGUUGGGACAAUUGGUCAGGUCAAACUGACUAAUGGAGUGGAGGUUCAUUAUGAAGUGAGCUCAUACAGGGCCAAGCCGUUGGAAGAGGUUAUGAGCCGGAUGGGCAAGAAGAUCCCUACCCAGUUGAGAAAGGAGAUUGAUCGUUCAAAAGCUACAAUGCAGAUGAGAGAAGCUGCCACAGCAGCAACUACUUCCAUGGCGUCUGCUUCUCCAGAGAGCGUGGCAGUGCCAACUCUGGGGAAUCCUUCAUCAUUGAGAGAUUUUUCAUGA
Molecule: messenger RNA, 1980 nt
Organism: Lobosporangium transversale
Lineage: Eukaryota; Fungi; Mortierellomycota; Mortierellomycetes; Mortierellales; Mortierellaceae
Exons: 1
Coding region: 1-1980 (659 amino acids)
Source: RefSeq, a predicted model, not a curated record